Messenger RNA from Sturnus vulgaris (Common starling), 2789 nucleotides. Lineage: Eukaryota; Metazoa; Chordata; Aves; Passeriformes; Sturnidae. The record is from RefSeq and is a predicted model, not a curated record.
AGCAGCACCUCACCUGGACCAGCUCCGGCUCCCAGAGGCUGUCCCGGCCCCUCUCCCCCAGGAGCUAUGGGGAACACCCCGAGUGUGCCAGAGGAUGCUGAGGAUGACAACACCUGCACAGUGAAGAGCUACCAGCCUCUGCCCGAGUCUCCUGACAGUGUUCAAAAUGGAUCUGUGGUGUUUGCUGGUUCCCUGGCACUGAAUGGUGAAGAGGAUGCCCAGGCAGCUCCUGCCCGGGAUAAUGCCGCCGUUUCUUCGGAGCCGAGCCACGGGAGCGCUGCCAGGAGGGCUCUGCCAGCUGCCAGCCCCCGCUCCCUGCUGGCCGUGCCCGGGGCUGUGCCAGGGCGAGCCGAGGGACCAGCAGCAUCUCCAUCCCCUGCCGUGCCCGCUCCCGGUGCCCUGGGGCUGCGGCAAGCCCCGGCUGGGGGCACGGAGGGCCAGAAAUCCCCGCUGCAGGACACCCAGCUGACGGGGACACCCCAGGGACGCCAUGUGGCCACCCCAAAGGACAAGCCAGUGACAUUCCUGGACAGGAUCUUCAGGCUGGAGAAGGGCAAGGGGGGCACACGAGGUGACCCCGAGGAGGGCAGGCAGGGCUUGGAAGCGCCCAACGGGGUCCUGCUGGGCAAGGAGAUCGAUGAGUGCACCCGAAAGGAGCUCGGGCAGGACUCUGCAGGUGAGGAGGGCCCGGCUGCUGCAGCACCUGGCGGGGCACAGGUAGAGCAGGACAGUCCCCAGGCAGCUGCAGGACAGGGCUCAGUCAUGAGCUUCCUCAAAACUCUGGUUUCCCCAAGCAAAGCUGAAGCCAAAAGUGAUUCUGAAGACAAGGGCUCCAAGGUGGAGAAGGGCCCUGGGGGCCAGCCUGGCCCGAAGGCAGCGGCAGAAUCCCCCCCCAAAGGAGGCAAGAAAAAGAAGGCAGAGAGCCCCAGGCUGGGCCACGGCACCUUUAGCAAACUCUUUAGGCACAAGGCUGCAAAAGAAACCCAGCAGACGACCAACACCAAAAGCCCUGAGCAGCCUGCUGUGACCUGUGUGAAAGCAGACAGAAAUGUCCCUCCCUCCCAAGAGCCACCAGCCAAGCAGAACCCAAAAAUGCCAGAGACCACGGCCCCUGUGCAGGCAGUGGCCACUGAAACCCCCCGGGAGGCCACCAAGGACAAAGGCUCGGCCACUCCCCUGCCCCUGAGCAAACUCUUCUGGAAAAAGAACUCCUCGGAAGAAGCAGAGGCCGUGAGCAAUGAGAAGGCAGAGGUGGCUCUCGAGGCCGUGGCUCCCGACAGGGACGAGAGCAAGAGCGCAGAGAGCACCGAGGUGAAACCGCGAGGGGCGGAGAGCAAAACGCCCAAGGCAAACCUGAGGAAGUUUUUUAAGCUGUCAGUCAAGGGUGCUGGAGGGACCCCCAGUUCAGAAGAGGGAGAUGCUCCCAGCCCCAGGCACCACCACACUUUAAACGCCACAGAGAAGCCUCCUGCCCCAUCUGACAGCGACCCUGGGGGCCAGAGGAGCAAAGAAGGCUCCAAAGACAAGAAAUCCACGCUGGAGCUGGGCAAGCAGAAGGGCAAGGAGCAGCCAGAGCCCCGGGAGGGACCAGCAGGUGACCCUGACUCCAUCCAGAACGGUGGGGACACCAAGGAACCCCCCUACAAGAAGGCAGAGAAGAGGCAAUCCCUGGGAGGCUUCUUUAAAGGCCUUGGCUCCAAAAGGAUGUCGGAUGCAGAAGUGCAGACAGACCCCGUGUCCAUCCUCCCUGCUGGCAAAUCCAAGUAGAGCCCAGCCCUGGCUGCUGGGGGGAGGCUCAGCAGCUCUCUGGCAGCUCCUGGCAGCAGAAAUGACUCCUUUCCCUUCCCCUGGCUGGCAGCAAACGCCCGAGGCUGAAGCAAACACCGGGGGCAUCCCUGCAGGUUGUGGCUGGUUCGUUCCUCACCUGUGGGAAGCAGCUCUGAAGAUUUCCCCAAGGAAUGUGUUUAAAGGAAAGGGGUGUGCAUGGUUUGGAGCGGGGAGAGUAAGUCAGGGCUGAGGGUGGCAGAGAAUUCAAUAAAUGGCAGAAAAACAAAGCACGUGCAGAGGAGGGCACAGGCAGCGCUUUGGAGAGCUUGAAAGCAGCCGGGAAAACCAGAGAUCCCCUUGGUUUAAUCCAGGGGAUAAAUUUAAUUUAUUGCCCCGGGAUAAAUGUUCUGCUUCAACGCCAAAACAGCCGAGUCACUUCUGGUGGGGUUUCGACAGAGCUGAGAUUGGAGCUGAGCCCUUCAGCCUGGCAGAAUCCGUGCUGAUCAACCCCUGCUUCCUCUUGGUUAUUAAUGGAAAUUAAAACGCUAAAAAUGCAAAGGCUUGACGUGAUUGAGGCACUCCUCUCUUGGCCCGGCGGGGUGGGAUAACGAAUUAAAAGUUAUUUAAGGUUCUAAUGGGACACAAGAGGGCACCCACGUCCCCCAACGCCGGGCCGUGCCUGCCAGCCGGGAAUUAAUGUUCCUUAGAUCAUAGGAAACUUAGUUCUUCAUCCUGAUACUUGUUUAUAUCCCUGCUUGUAAUUAAUCCUACUUAAAAAAAAAAAAAACAACAACCAACCAAAAUCAAAGCUGCCCAGGCAGCUCUCUGCUUCACAAGACUCCUGUAAUAACUGUAGGUAAUAAAUUUUACAGAAAAUUAAGGUUUCUGUUUGUUCAGUCCUAGCCUGUACAGGGAACCAGGGGCCUGACAUUUUAAUCCACACUGAUCGUAAUGCUACAGUACUGUAUAUUUUGACAUCCUUAUCUUUAAAUAAACUAAUACUUAUCAUUUGAAACAAAAAA